GUGGCGGCAGAAGGCUGGCGUUAGCGGCCACGCUGCUCUGCGCCGCUGCCGCUCUGGUCGCCGCACAGGAGGCAUCCGGCGUGCGCGCCACCUACCUAUUCUACCGCGCGAAGCAGAACAGUUGGGACCUGGCCGCCGCCGGAGUGUACUGCGCCAAGUGGGAUGCUGACGAGCCACUGUCAUGGCGCAAGGAGUACGGCUGGACGGCCUUCUGCGGCCCCGUUGGACCCGCAGGCAAGGACGCCUGCGGUAAGUGCCUCAUGGUGACGAACAGUAAUGCGACGGGCGCAGCCAUCACAGUGAGGAUCGUGGACCAGUGCAGCAACGGUGGGCUGUCCAUGGACUACGACACGGCCUUCAGCAAGAUCGACAAGGGCGGACAGGGCUACAAGAACGGCCACCUCACCGUCAAGUAUCAGUUCGUCAACUGCAGCGGUGGUGCCGUGGCGCCGGCGGCAGACCCGGCAGCUAUUGUGCCACCAACGCCGGGAGUAGUGCCCAGCGAGCGACAUAAAAUUUUAGGGCGCAGGGGCAAAGUUCUGGUCAUCGCCUUGGUUGUUCCACUAGCUGCAUCUUUUUUGUGCCUGGUGUCGUUUUUUAGAUACAGAAGUCACCAGAAUGGCAAAGCUACAAAGGACAAGGCUAAGAUAAACGUUCAGAAGGAUGGAGCACUAGUUUGGGAACUAGAAGGAACAAGUUCAGGAUUCACUAUUUAUGAAUUGUCCCAAGUAUUGGAGGCUACAUGUAACUUCUCAGAAGAAAAUAAACUUGGGCAAGGAGGUUUUGGUCCUGUUUUCAAGGGCCAGUUUCCAGAUGGGUUGGAGAUAGCAGUUAAGAGACUUGCUUCACAUUCCGGACAAGGUUUCACCGAGUUCAAAAAUGAAAUUCAGCUCGUAGCCAAGCUCCAGCACACAAAUCUGGUCCGGCUCUUAGGAUUCUGCUCCCACGGAGAGGAGAAAAUACUCAUCUACGAAUAUUUGCCAAAUAAAAGCUUGGACUUCUUUAUUUUUGAUGAAACAAGGAGAGCUUUACUUUACUGGACUAAACGCUUAGCAAUAAUAGAAGGGAUAGCACAAGGACUCCUAUAUUUGCAUAAGCACUCUAGACUACGGGUUAUCCAUAGAGAUCUUAAAGCAAGCAACAUUCUUCUGGACCAUGAAAUGAACCCCAAAAUUUCAGAUUUUGGGCUUGCUAAGAUAUUUAGCACAAAUGAUUUGGAAGGAAACACAAGAAGGAUUGCUGGAACAUAUGGCUAUAUGGCUCCUGAGUACGCUUCGGAGGGCAUCUUCUCGAUCAAAUCCGAUGUGUUUAGUUUUGGUGUGCUAAUUCUUGAGAUUGUGAGUGGGAAAAAAACAUCAAGUUACCAUCGAUAUGGAGACUUCAUCAACCUUCUUGGACAUGCAUGGCAGUUGUGGAAAGAUGGAUUGUGGCUUCAACUUGUGGAUGAAUUAUUAGAUGUUGAGUGCCAUACGCUAGCGAUAAUGAGAUGUAUUAACAUCGCCUUAUUGUGUGUGCAAGAGAACGCAUCUGAUCGGCCCACCAUGUCAGAUGUGGUUACAAUGCUAAGCAGCGAGACUAUGACCCUGUCUGAGCCUAAGCACCCAGCAUAUUUCCACGUAAUGGUCACAACAGUAGAGGCAUCAACAGUUGUGAUGCCAUGUACUGCUAACGUUGUCACAGUGUCCGACCUAGAUGGCAGGUAAUUUUAUAUUUUCGCUCCAAAUCAUGUCAAAAUAUUUUGUAUUGUAUGCUGCUCCUUUCAAAGAUUUAUCUUUUUGAGCUUUUCAUUUAUCAAUUUUUUAACGAGAAUCGCAUGUUUGUUGAUGCCAAUUGUUUAUGCUAGACAGCUGAAAUUCAAAGAGUAAAUCUUUAAAUAA
This is a messenger RNA of Panicum virgatum (switchgrass), 1877 nucleotides long. RefSeq names its product G-type lectin S-receptor-like serine/threonine-protein kinase At4g03230. NCBI's taxonomy places the organism in Eukaryota, Viridiplantae, Streptophyta, Magnoliopsida, Poales, Poaceae. Gene Ontology annotation, molecular function: ATP binding; protein kinase activity. The record is from RefSeq and is a predicted model, not a curated record. The coding region runs from base 261 to 1703 and encodes 480 amino acids. The transcript is spliced from 8 exons. Gene Ontology annotation, biological process: protein phosphorylation; defense response to fungus; defense response to bacterium.